Molecule: messenger RNA, 1299 nt
Organism: Colletotrichum phormii
Lineage: Eukaryota; Fungi; Ascomycota; Sordariomycetes; Glomerellales; Glomerellaceae
Exons: 4
Coding region: 1-1299 (432 amino acids)
Source: RefSeq, a predicted model, not a curated record
AUGACCGCAGUCGUGUCACUUCUGCUCGACCAGCAUGACUAUGCAGUCCAGGCCCGCAGAGUCCCGCCCCCUUAUCCGCCAAUGACCCUUGAUGGGCGAAACCUUGUCAUUGUAUCUUGCAUCAUGAUGGCACUCACAACCAUUUGGACUAUCAUGCGCAUUAUGUCGAAGUAUAUCGUUGGCGCGGCCUACCUUGUUGAGGAUUAUUUCUACUUGCUUGGCCAGGUCUUCUUCUAUGGAGCUGCGAUCUCCUGCAUUCUCUCUGUCGUUCUUGGAGGCGCUGGACACAAUAUUUCUGAUCUUGAACACAACAUCCACGUCAACUGCUUUUACAAGACAUUCCUGGCUGCACAAGUCACAUACGCCGGCGGACUACUAGCUUUCAAACUGAGCAUUAUUUUGUUGACCCAACGCAUCUUCUCGGAUUUCGGUCGCUGGUUUCGGAUUUCGUGCUGGGUCGCAAUAGGGCUCUCCAUCGUCUGGGGACUUUACACUGGCCUCGUUGGACUGAUAAUUGCAAAGACCAAGCCGGGCAAUGGAGGAAGCAAGCUUCUGUUCAGCCUGGUGCCUAUUUUCGACAUUCUCACCGACGUUAUCAUCGUUGCUCUGCCGAUGAAAGUCGUCAGCACCUUGCAAAUGUCCAGACCGCAUAAGAUUGCACUCUACCUCAUAUUUGGUGCCGGAAUCAUGCUCUACCCCGAGGACAAAGAUACUGACGCAACAGCGAAACACAGCACCAUUCUGUUUUCCGGCGUCCGUUUAUAUCAUACCCUUACCGUCGACUAUGGGAACAUAACGAAGAGUUUUGCCUCUGCACCUUACAGUGCUGUACUACAGAACGGCAUUGCAGUCAUGGUGGCAUCCAGCCCUAUCCUUCGGCCCAUAUUCGACCGAACGAAAGCCAGGUGGCUAAAUCUAUCAAUCCGGGGCAACGGAAGGACUAUCGCCACGGGGCAUGUAAGGACUUUAAGAGGUCCCGCGACCACGCGCAACCGUUCUGAUGCACGAACGACUCUUAGUCGAAGCGAUGGUUUUAAGCAGAUGACGGACAACAGCGACGCGGAUGACAGCCUUAGUUGGGAACUGGAGGAUCUCGAGACCUUGAGGCGAAAGAGUGACCAGGCACAAAUUUCGGCUCAUGCAGAAGCCCAAGCACCUGAUCGUGUUAGUCCUCUCUCGCUUGGCGGAGGAAUUUCUGUUACACAUACUUUUACAAUAGAGUCUCAUGUGACUCGGCUGCCCUCGUUUUCUGGUUUCGUUUCCACGGAUGUUCAGCCCAGCAAGGCCGACGUAGCUUAG